Boleophthalmus pectinirostris (great blue-spotted mudskipper) is the source of this 1749-nucleotide messenger RNA. RefSeq names its product sarcoglycan, gamma (gene sgcg). Gene Ontology annotation, cellular component: sarcoglycan complex; sarcolemma. Gene Ontology annotation, biological process: heart contraction; cardiac muscle tissue development. The coding region runs from base 117 to 989 and encodes 290 amino acids. Lineage: Eukaryota; Metazoa; Chordata; Actinopteri; Gobiiformes; Gobiidae. The transcript is spliced from 8 exons. The record is from RefSeq and is a predicted model, not a curated record.
UGGAUUUAUGGCACGCAGCUGUUGAGUGGCUGACAGUCAAACGUGUGAGGAACGGGUAUUCAAGCAAGCUGGCUCUGCUUACUGUAGCGUAAAGGGGCAACAAGCAACGGCAGCAGAUGGUGCGUGAGCAGUACAUCACCUUGUCCCAGGGCCCGGGGCCUCCUCGGGUUCUUCGGGACCAAGUCUACACCAUCGGCAUCUACGGCUGGAGGAAGCGCUGUCUCUACCUGUUUGUGCUGCUGCUGCUCGUCAUCUUGGUGGUGAACUUCGCCCUCACCAUCUGGGUCCUCAGGGUCAUGUGGUUCAACCCGGAAGGAAUGGGCCUUCUCCAAGUCAACUCAGAGGGCGUCAAGCUGGAAGAGGGGGAGUCCGAGUUUCUGUUCCCAGUCUAUGCCAAUGAAAUCCACUCCAGGGAGGAUGCUUCUCUGUUGGCUCAUUCCACAGAAGGUGUGUCCUUGAACGCUCGUGAUGAAAAUGGGGACGUGACGGGGAGGACGUUUGUGGGUCCGAGGGAGGCGCAGGGACAGACCAGGGGCGUGCUCAUGACUUCGCCCCUCGAUAACAUGCUGUUCAGCGCAGAUGGUCAGCAGACGGUGAUCGGACCAGACAAGCUCCGCGUCACAGGGCCUGAGGGGGCGCUCUUCCAGCACUCGGUGGAGGUGCCUCUGCUGAGGUCGGAGCCACUGAAAGAUCUCAGGCUGGAGUCUCCCACCCGCUCCCUCAGCAUGGACGCUCCGAAGGGGGUGCACCUGAAAGCCCAGGCCGGGAACAUCGAGGCAGCCUCCAACAUGGACGUGCUCCUGGAGUCCACUCUGGGGCUGCUGGUCCUGGAUGCAGAGACUGUGCGCAUGCCCCGUCUGCCCCUGAGCUCAGGAGGGGUUUCUGGGAACGCACAGGGGCUCUUUGAGGUGUGUGUGUGUCCCAGCGGCAAGCUCUUCCUGUCCAAGGCCGGGGUCACCUCCACGUGCAGUGAGAACCAGGACUGCUGAAUGCACUAGGACAGAUAAUCAAUGUCUCCGAAGGUCCAUCUCCAGUGAAGAAACAAGCACAAUGGUUUCUACGGUUACUUGAGGUGCAAAAUCGCCACUGGCAUUUUAAGACUCGAUCAGAAAGUGCCUGCUGGCAACUAGCUGGGAAUGUUGAGGGAAGCAUUCUUUUAAGGGCAUCUGUGGAUUUUUAACUAUUCUUCGCGAAAGAAAUUGGCAACUAAUGUGUUACUUUUGUAAAACAUGAAACCAUGGCUGGGCAAUGAGGAGCUGGUUUACAGCUUACAUCCUAUGCAAUAUUAUUGUAGUGCAAUAAAUGAUAGCAGUGAAGAAGGGCUUGAAAAUAGAAAUGUAAAUAAAUAUUUAUUUUGGUUUGUAGUUCUAAAGCCCUUGGUGUGAUAUGUUUAUUAUGCAUGUCAUGUUUUUACUUGAGAAGAUUAUAUUUGCUUUUGUUGUCUGUUUCUCCAGCAUUCUGCACAUUUGUUUGUAGAACCAACACUUAACAGCUGACAAGCUUUAAAAUAAAGACUUUUGUCUGUGGCUUUAAACCUGGUGUGAGCAUGUAAACAUGCCAGAAAUAAUUGAACCAAAACAACAUAAUUCUCCUGUCUGAAUUAAAAAGGAACUAUUGUUUACAAGGGUAAAGGUUUAUGUGUCACCAUUAAGUUAUAUGUUCAGUUUUUACUGAUUAUAGUCACUUGUACAAUUUGAUAAAGUUGCUUAUUUAUUAAAUUUGUACAGAAAUUAAACAUUAGUAUUAUUG